Molecule: messenger RNA, 1377 nt
Organism: Penicillium atrosanguineum
Lineage: Eukaryota; Fungi; Ascomycota; Eurotiomycetes; Eurotiales; Aspergillaceae
Exons: 2
Coding region: 1-1377 (458 amino acids)
Biological process (GO): amino acid transmembrane transport
Cellular component (GO): vacuolar membrane
Molecular function (GO): amino acid transmembrane transporter activity
Source: RefSeq, a predicted model, not a curated record
AUGGAGUCUGUUACGCCCCAACCCCCGGCUUAUACCAACGACAAGAUUGAGGCUCGUGAGGAUAAGUGGGAGCCUACUUAUGAAGAGGAGGGUGUCCUCAAGCACGGCGAGGUCCAGGAUGCCUUCGGUAAUGAGGAGUAUGCAGAGAUCAAAUACAAGACUCUGAAGUGGUGGCAAUGUGGUCUCUUGAUGAUUUGCGAGUCUGUCUCUCUCGGUGUUCUGUCGCUGCCUUCGGCCAUGGCGACCCUGGGUUUCGUCCCCGGUAUCAUUUUGAUCGUUGGCCUCGGUCUCCUCGCUACCUAUACCGGGUACAACAUCGGCUUGAUGCGUGAACGUUACCCCCACAUCCAGAACCUCGGCGAUGCCGGUGAGAUUCUGAUGGGUCCCUUUGGCCGUGAGCUCUUCGGUCUGGGCCAAUUCCUGUUCUGUAUCUUCGUCAUGGGCAGCCACAUCUUGACUUUCCGCGUCAUGAUGAACACCAUCACCAACCACGGCACCUGCUCCAUCGUCUUCGCUCUGGUCGGCAUGAUCAUCUCCCUGGUCCUGUCCAUCCCCCGUACCAUGCGCGGCAUGACCUUGAUCUCCUUCUGCUCCUUCGUCAGUAUCUUCAGCGCCGUCAUGAUCACCAUGAUCUCCGUCGGUGUCGAGGAGCACCCUGGUCGCAUCAUCGAGGCCACCGUCUCCAACGAUCUGUACACUGCCUUCCAGGCAGUGUCCAACAUCGUCUUCGCCUACUGCGCUCACGUCGCUUUCUUCGGUCUCAUCGCCGAGAUGGAGACCCCCCAGGACUUCAAGAAGUCCCUCUUCAUGCUUCAGAGCUUCGAGAUCUGCCUGUACCUCACCGCCUCUGUCGUCAUCUACUACUUCGUCGGUAGCGAAGUCGAGUCCCCCGCCCUUAGCUCUGCCGGUCCUCUCAUGAAGAAGGUCGCCUACGGUAUCGCCAUCCCCACCAUCGUCGGCGCCGGUGUCGUGAACGGCCACAUCGGUCUGAAGUACAUCUACUUCCGCCUGACCGCCAAGUCCGACCUGAUCCACUCCCGCGGCUGGAAGUCCGUCGGCCUGUGGCUCGCUCUGGGCGUCUCCUGCUGGGUCGUCGCUUGGAUCAUCGCCGAGGCUAUCCCCGUCUUCAGUGACUUGAACUCCCUGAUCAGUGCCCUCUUCGCCAGUUGGUUCAGCUACGGUCUCUCCGGUGUCUAUUGGCUGCACCUGAACGCCGGCCAGUGGUGGUCUUCCCCCAAGAAGAUCGCGCUCACCGUUCUCAACAUGUUCAUUGUUCUCUUCGGUUUGAUUCUGUGUGUUCUUGGCUUGUAUGCCUCUGGCACUGCCAUUCACAAUGAUUCAAGCAACGCCAGUUUCACCUGCGCGGGUGAAUCUUAG